AUGUCGAUGAACCCAGAAGCACUCACUAUUGAGGAGACCCUCAAACUCCGAGAACAGCUGGGACUUUCGACAGCAGCACCAGCUGAAGGGGAAGAGGUUCCAAUCGAUAAGGAUGCCUUGGCAGAAGCUAAUUAUGCUGAGAGAAGGGAAGAUAUGAGAAAGGCCAAGGAAGAAAAGGACUUGAAAGAGAGAAUUGAGAAAGCACGUAAUCGAUCAGCUCUCAACGCUAAAUUGAAAGGAUCAACUUUGGGAUCAUCAAAUCAAGAUGAUAGUCUAGAUACUAAAUCAUGGAUCAAGAAACAAAAGAAAAGGGAGAAACAACGUGCUCAAGAAUUAGCUGCUAAAAGAGCAAAAGAAAUGGAAGAAGCUGAUCAAGCUAUCUAUGAUGAAAAUGAUUUGACUGGAUUGAAAGUCGGACAUGAUGUAGACGAAUUCGAAGAAGGUCAAGAUGUCAUCCUUACUUUGAAAGACAAUAGGAUAUUGGAAGGUGAUGAGGACGAGCUUCAAAACGUCAAUAUGGUCGAUGACGCAACUGUCAAAGCAGCUAAAGAAAGAAAACGGAAAGCCGCUGAACAAUAUACCGGAUUUGACGACGAAGAAUUCGAUGAAGAUAGAAUAGGUGUCAAAGCUGAUAUAUUGGGCAAAUACGAUGAUGAGUUUACAUCCGGUAAAGCCAAAUCAGAGGGUUUCAGACUUGGUGCUCCGAUAGAAAAGAAGAUGAAGAUCACCGAUGAAGAUGUUGAGAUGGGAAAUGCCCCUGCGAUUAAAGUGAAACUGAAUCUGGAUUAUGCGAAGGAAUUUGAUGUUUCAGAUUAUGCUAAAGAGGGUGAAGGUGGAUUCAAGAAGUCAAAAAAAAAAAAGGCCAAGCGAUCUACACGAAAAGCCGAAGUAGACGGAGAAGACGAGAAUGACAUGCAAGUCGAUGGUGAACCGAUAUUCACAAAGAGAAUAGUGACGGAUGGACCGGAUAAUCUGGUGGAUGACGAUGAUCUUCAAGCGGCAUUGGCAAGAUCGAGAAGAGAACAUUCUAAGAAGAAACCAAAGGUCAAGGCUGAGGAUUUGGCAGCACAGAUCGCACAACAAAGGCAGGAGGAUGCAGCUUCAGCACCGAUCGAUGGAGGUGAGGGCGAAGAAGAUGGUCGAAUAACAUUCGACGAUACUUCUGAAUUCGUCCGAAAUGUAAACCUCGAAUCAGUCGCUGCGCCAGUCAAGAAAGAACGAGCGGCUACACCACCUUCAGCACCUCAGCAACCUGUAGUAGUCAAGAUAGAACGGGCAGAAGAAGGAGAGAUGGAAGAAGAUGAGGACAUGUCUGACGAAGAGGACGACGCAUUGGCAGAGAUGGCUGCCAGAGAAGGAUUAUCAGUGGAUGAAUAUAGGUUGAAGAUUGAUAAGCAGUUGGAGGAGAUCCAGAGUAUCAAGCAAGAAGGUGAAGGCAUUCCAUCUGAAUCAGAACCAGUGAUAGGAAACGGGGUAGCAGGUAUAUUAUCAAUGUUGAGAAAUCAAGGAGCCAUAAAACAAACCACGGAAGAAGACAAAGAACGUGAACGUGUCCAGAAAGAAAAGGAUUUAUGGUUGGCAGAUCAUAGGAGAAGAACGGCACAAAGAGAAAUGGAAAGAAUAAUGCAAAGAGGUGGAAAUAAAGAUCAAGCUCAAAGAGAAUUCGAAAAUAGAAUGAGAGAACAACAAGAAGCCAGAGAUGCUUUAGAGAGUUAUAAAGGGUAUAAACCUGAUAUCAAUAUCGUUUAUCAUGAUGAAUUCGGAAGAAAUAUGACACCUAAAGAAGCUUGGAAAUCGCUAUCACAUAAAUUCCAUGGUAAAACAUCAGGAAGAAUGAAGACAGAGAAACGAUUAAAGAAAAUCGCAGAAGAAAGAAAACAAUUAACGAUGAAUGCUACUGAUACACCACUAGGAAUGACAGAUGCUUUCGCUAGAAGACAACAGAAGACUGGAGAAGCUCAUAUGGUUCUGAGUGUAGGUAAUAGGGGUAGUGUACCACAGAGUAACAAGAAGAGGUAG
Molecule: messenger RNA, 2019 nt
Organism: Kwoniella shivajii
Lineage: Eukaryota; Fungi; Basidiomycota; Tremellomycetes; Tremellales; Cryptococcaceae
Exons: 11
Coding region: 1-2019 (672 amino acids)
Biological process (GO): mRNA cis splicing, via spliceosome; maturation of 5S rRNA
Cellular component (GO): U4/U6 x U5 tri-snRNP complex
Source: RefSeq, a predicted model, not a curated record